Auxenochlorella protothecoides is the source of this 819-nucleotide messenger RNA. RefSeq lists its product as hypothetical. The record is from RefSeq and is a predicted model, not a curated record. NCBI's taxonomy places the organism in Eukaryota, Viridiplantae, Chlorophyta, Trebouxiophyceae, Chlorellales, Chlorellaceae. The coding region runs from base 1 to 819 and encodes 272 amino acids. The transcript has 3 exons.
AUGACCUCCGUCGAGGCCCCCCCCCGCCCCACCAGCCUGAAGAAGCUGGGCUUCGUGCCCGAGGCCAGCGCCCGCAGCUACGAGAUCGCCACCAACAUCUACAGCACAGCGAAAAGCUACGUGCCAGCCAGCCUGCAGCCCCGCAUCGAGAAGGUCGAGGAGACUGUGACGAACGCCAGCGCCCCGUACGUGACCAAGGCCCAGGACAAGGGCGCCGAGCUGCUCAAGGCCGCGGACGAGCGGGUUGACAAGGCCAUCGGCCAGGCCAGCCAGGUGUACGCCAACAACUCCGCCUUCGUGGCCGCCACCGUGGACCGCCAGAAGGCCUACCACGCCCAGAACCUGGAGUCGUACAAGGCCGCACGCGAGCACUACCUCAAGGUAGUGGAGCAGGGCGUGGACUACCUGAAGCGCGAGGGCCUGGGCGGCGCCACGCGCGCCGCGGUGGACGAGGUGUCGGCGCGGCUGGCCGACGCGCGUGCUGUCCCCGGCCUGGUCCUCACCCGGCUGCAGGAGUCGGUGGACCGCCUGCUGCGCCUCGCCCCCGUGCACCGCGCAGUGGAGGGCCUCAAGCCCGGCGUGGACGCAGCCUACUCGCGCUAUGCGGCCCUGCACGACGGCGUUGUCUCCUCCCCCCAGUACAAGCGCGCACUGGCCGCGGGGCAGAACGUGCUGGCCCGGGCCCAGGCCACGCAGCUGUACGCGCGGUCUCGCUCCGCGCUCUACCCCUACGUCGCGCCCUACGCGGAGCCCGCCGCGCAGCGCCUGCAGCCCUACUACCUGCGCGUCGUGGAGCACCUCGCGCCCAAGGACGCCUGA